Molecule: messenger RNA, 5051 nt
Organism: Diorhabda carinulata
Lineage: Eukaryota; Metazoa; Arthropoda; Insecta; Coleoptera; Chrysomelidae
Product: mitotic checkpoint serine/threonine-protein kinase BUB1 beta-like
Exons: 11
Coding region: 250-3495 (1081 amino acids)
Biological process (GO): mitotic spindle assembly checkpoint signaling; meiotic sister chromatid cohesion, centromeric; protein phosphorylation
Molecular function (GO): ATP binding; protein kinase activity
Source: RefSeq, a predicted model, not a curated record
GUACUGUCAGCUGUCAGUUUUUGUCGUUAUUUAGUGUGAAGCUUUGUACAUCCGUAUUUCAGUGUAUUUUAUUUUAAACGGAUUGUAAUAAAUACAAUAAUUGAUAAUCUCGACGCUGUUUAUUUAUUAUUAACGCAUGGUGAACGUUGUAUACUCUUUUUUAUGAAGUAAUCGAAAUAUUUCAUUGGGCUUUUUUGACAGCGGGUGUAGAUUGAACAUCAGUCAUUCAGGUAAAUAAGAGUUCGACUGAUGGAUUUUGAAUUUAGCAAAGAAAAUAUUUUACCCCUACCUGGAGGCAGGAAUGUUCAUCAACUCGGAAUCGCCCUUCAGGCUCAAACAAAUAGGGAAUGUCAAAUGGAACUCGCACAACAAAAACAACAAUGGGAAGAAUUGAUUAGGACAUACAGCGGAGACGAUCCUUUAGAAAAUUAUUACAAAUAUAUAUCAUGGAUCGAACAAACUUAUCCUAAACACGGCCACGAAGGGAAUUUGAUUCCUUUACUCGAACAUUGUUUAAAUAAAUUCGAAAGCGACAGAAGAUACAUAAAUGAUAGAAGGUUUUGCAAAUUAUGGAUUAAGUAUUUUGACUCUCAACCGAAUCCAUUGGAAUUUUAUCACAUGUUAAAAGCAAAAGGUCUAUGUACGGGUUGCGCGGAUUUUUACAAAGCGAUGGCGUAUUACCACGAAGCUGCCGGUGAUUUUCAAGCGGCGAACAACGUAUUCGAAGAAGGGAAAAGAAAUUUAGCGCAACCGUACGAAGAAUUAGAAAACGCGCAUCAAAAUUUAAUCGUGGCAGCCGGUCAACACGUAAUAUUUGGUCCGAAUCAAAGUAAUCUCAUAGAAAAACGUCAGGCCCUUACAGCGUUACAUACUUACCGACCGGGGCGAGUAGGUAGCGUACGAGUACCUAGUUCUAACCCAAUGGUAACUUUCCCGUCGAAUAGUUCGAUUUCUUCGAGAAGCAACGCCGUGGUACACAUACACGAAGACAGGGCCGGAGAAGAAGCCUCCGCGGUCGUAGAAGCACCACCUGUUAGUAUUAUAGCCGCGGUUAAACGACAGGAAAUGCCUAAGGAGAAUACCCUAAAAGCGGGACCUUGGACGAAUAUCGUUCCAGUUAAAAAGAGAGUCAUAGGGGGCAGUAGUAGCGGUAAUUUAGCCACCGGUUUUACAGUACACGAAGACAUCGAUAUGCCGAGGGAGAUAAUUUUCCCGAAAGUUACCUUGGAAGAUUAUUCCGAUUGGGUGGUGAACGUGUAUUACCCCGAACCCCCGAAUCCGAACGCCAUCCCCAUGUAUCCCAAACAUAGAGUUUACGGCGAACCGAAUACCGAAUACAGUUUGGAGGAAUUGAGGAGUUCGAGGUAUAUUCGAAAAACUCCGGAAGUUUAUGAACCCAUAGUAACCGACGAUCCGGAAGUGGAGUUCGUCGAAGAAAUUCCACCGGCGCGCCAACAAAACGAAGAACUUCCCCAAAUACAAAAACAAGAGAUUCUAGUUAAUAAUUCACCCCAAAGUUUUCAUCAAUUAGCCAACUCCCCGCAAAAUUUCACGAGAAACUCUUUCCAAAAAGACCACCAAAUGAGAAAUAGUAUCUCCAACGGUACUAUGCAGUGUUCUCAAUUCAUGGGAAACGCGCAAUCCCCCAUGAGGAAUGUACAAACACCUACUGGUGGUACGCAUUCGCCUAUGGGGAUGUUCCAAUCGCCUAGGGGUGUACAACAGUCCCCUGGUCCGAAUAGUCCGUAUUCGCUUUGGCCUUCCACCGGUUUCAACGUCUGGCAAUCGCCGCAACAAAAACCCGCUGCCCCGUUUGGAAUUUUCGAACAAUCCUUGGAGGAAAAUCAACCCAGAGGUAGUGCCAUGAAAACUGCUUUUAAAGUACUAAACGCCGAUGAUUUGGCCGAAACGGGCUCGAGGGGUGGUAUGGACGUCGCGGCGCAAGCUACGGAUAGUGCUAAACCCAUGCCCCAAUUCAGCGAUAACAGUUCUUCUUCAACCGAAGACAAUUUCGACGAUUGCAGGGGGCAAAUAGAAGACGAUUACGUCAAUACUGACGUUUUUAAUUUUAAUCUCACAGCUAUGAAAGUCAGUACCCCUCAGAAGGGUAACAGGGAAAAUAACGCCCUUAGUACGAUUUUAGAAGAGUCCAAAGUCAGUUACGGUUCUUCGUCUAGUUCCGGUUCGAAUACGAAAUCGGUGCAUCUAAACAAAACGAACAAGAUGAGCACCAUUUCCGAGGAACACAACAGUUAUUUAGCACAAAAUUUAAUGGCCAACGCCGCUCUGAGAUCUAGUCUAUUGGCGGACUAUAUGGACGUGGCGCCGGCGCACCAAUCCGUAAUAAUCGACGACGAAGAAGAAGAAAAGGAAGCGAUAGAACCGAACGAUAUAGACGCGCAUGCGCAUAACAGAACCCUCCCGGCGCCGGCUAGUGUACAUCCUUUGGAUUACGUUCCUUCUGAUCCGUUCAAGAGCGGUCUGAUCAAUAAAUUAUUGGAGAGGGUGGCUUUUCCUGGGCCGCACGUUUACGGUUACAGGCAGAUACAGUGUAUCCCGAGGCUCGGGGUUAAAAAGGAACCGGUGGUUAUAGGUAAUGAAAGAUAUAUAGUGGAAAAACAGUUGGGAAAAGGUACUUUCGGUACGGUUUAUAAAGCCCUGGAUUUGGGUAAUUGUAAAACGGUUGCGAUGAAAUAUCAGAAACCGGCCAAUAAAUGGGAAUUUUACAUAUGCAGGGAGUUGCAAUCUCGUCUGGCGCAGCAUCCCCUCAGAGACAGGUUUAUGGAUAUACCUUUAGCUUAUUUCGGCGAUCAAGCUUCGUUAAUUAUUUCAGAAUAUAUACCGGGCGGUUCGCUUUUAGAUUUAGCCAAUUCGUACAAACAAAAAUUGGGUAAAUCGAUGAAGGAAUGUUUAGUGAUUUACUUCUGCAAGGAGAUGCUCCAGAUAAUCCAAGCCAUGCACCACGUUAGGAUAAUACACGCCGAUAUUAAACCGGAUAAUUUUCUGGUAUUCGUCGGUCCGGAUAAUAUCGUAGGUUUGCAGUUGAUAGAUUUCGGAUGCAGCAUCGAUAUGACGCUUUUCCCUCCGAACGCGACCUUCAACAGACGCGUCACUACAGAGGAUUUCGUCUGUUGCGAAAUGUUGGACGGCAGACCGUGGAAUUAUCACACGGAUCUGUUUUGUAUAGCCGCUUCGGCGCACGUCCUACUUUUCGAUUCUUAUAUCAAGUUACAGAAAAGGGACAAUCUUUGGUCGAUUCAGCAGAGGUUUCCGAGGUAUUUGAAAGUCGAUUUGUGGAAUAUGUUUUUCAGCAGUCUGCUUAACCAACAGGUGAGUCGUUUUUUUACCAUUUUUGAGAUUAUGGAACAUCUAUUUACUGCGGUAAUGUUUUUUUUCGGUGUAACAUUCAGUGAUACUUUUUUUCAGUGUAGGUGUAUUUUAAUGUUUUUUUUUAAUCGAUUGUGGUAUGAUAUUUUAAAUCUGGCAACGCUGUAACUUAUUCUAUUAGUCUCGACGUGUGAAAUAAGAAAAAUUUAAGUUGGUAAGCUCUGCAGAUGUCUUGAUAAUCGAAAUUUUUCUCGUUAUAUUUGUUUAAUUAAAAAAAAAUUAUUUUUCAGUGUAAAUUUGAGUAUAACUUUUUUUGCGUGUAGAUAAAAUGAUUUUUUUUUUACUAAAAAGUAUCUAAUUGAGAUGUAAUUUUUCAAACCUGGCAACGCUGUCACUUGUUCUUCAUUUGACUAGUGAAAUAAGAAAAAUUUAAGUUGGCAGCUCUGUAAAUCUUGUUUUGAAAAGUAUUCAAUUGUCAUGUUAUUUUCGAAAUCUGGAAACGUUGUAACACUUUUUCUCGGUGUAAGAUUGAUUAAUCCUUUUUUGCGUGUAGAAAAAAAAGUUUAUCUAUGAUUUAAUCGUUUUUUAUUUAAAAACUAUCAUAUAGUUUAUGCAAUCUGGUAAAUUAUUUUUCAUUAGAUACGUGUAAAAAGAUAAAAUUGAGUUGGCAGCUAUGUAAAUUUUAUUUUGAUAAUCAAUUUUUUCCCAGUCGUAUUUUUUUAAUAUAUUCGUUCAAAUAAAAAAAGACUUUUUUCUCAGUAUAAGGAUUAUUAAUCUUUUCUUUUCGUGUAGAAACAAGUUUAUUUUUGAUAAAAUCAUUUUUUAUUAGAAUUACUCGACUGUGAUAUAAUUUUUUAAAUCUGGUAGCGCUGAUUUUCACCCACACUAAUUUAAAAGAAUCUAUUUUAUUAUAAAAUCAAAUACUACAAAAUUGAAAAUGUACUGAAUCAACGAAAUGUAAAUACCUAAUUUGAUGACAUAAAAACGAGCUUAUGUACGUUAUUUUUCUUUCCCUUCCCGUAUUCCGGCCUUCACCCAUUUAAUUAUAAAGUUAUUGAACAUUACGAAAGACUACUUGCUAAACGACGUAAAUUGAUACAUGGAAACGAACAAACGUCAAAAUAUUAAGUGAAAAAAAUCGAUUCCUUGAAAAAAUAAUCAAAUUCCAUCAUUUUGAACGUGUAACUGUUAUUGAAGAAUUUAAAAAUCAAGAUUGAUGAUACAGAAACGAGGUUAUGUAUUCUACUUUUCUUUCUCUACCCUUAUCCCGGCCUUUACCUAAUAGUUAUGCAGCUAUUGGAAGACAACUCGCUAAACGACGUGAAUUGACACAUGGAGACGAAGAUAAACGUCAACAUAUGAGUAUAGGAAGUGUUUGUUUUUAAAAAAUCAAUUUAUUUCCUUUCAGACCGGUCCCGCAGACACAGCGUCUCUUCUAUUGAUAUUCGAAGAGUCCCUAGAUAGUAUCCACAAAGAAUCUUCUUCAGUGUUAACCCAUCAGAUGAGGUAUAUCGUUAAUAUGCUUAAAAAUAGAUAAUCCUUUUAGGUAUUUUUACUAUACUAUAGUUUAUGUAUUUUUUUUUAAAUGUAGUUUAGGCUCACCCUUUAUAAUAUUAUUUCUACAAGGCUGUUUUUCUUUUUUUUUUUUGUUGAAAUUAGAAUUGUAAAUGAAGAAAAUUUUCUCGGAGAGAUUUUAAUUGUCAAUAUAUACGUUAAAUGAUAUA